Symsagittifera roscoffensis is the source of this 1461-nucleotide messenger RNA. Its product is annotated as probable proline--tRNA ligase, mitochondrial. Lineage: Eukaryota; Metazoa; Xenacoelomorpha; Acoela; Convolutidae. Gene Ontology annotation, cellular component: cytoplasm; mitochondrion. Gene Ontology annotation, biological process: prolyl-tRNA aminoacylation. The coding region runs from base 48 to 1361 and encodes 437 amino acids. The record is from RefSeq and is a predicted model, not a curated record. Gene Ontology annotation, molecular function: ATP binding; proline-tRNA ligase activity. The transcript has 3 exons.
UGAAUGCAAUAUUGAACCAGCUGGUGAAGAAACAAAAUGCUUCACUAAUGUCAGAGCAGCUAUUCUACCUGGGCAGUCAUGCCUUGAGAAAUAACCGGGAAACUUCGCUGCAAACUAUAUCCUGUGCUAGUCAUAAAUACAUGACCGUAACGGGAUUGAUUCAGCAUAGCGGGGCUGGCGGCUUGUUCACUUUUUCGCCUCCAUUAUUGAGGUCGCUUUCGAAGUUGUCAAUUAUGGUAGACAAGCAUAUGAAGAGUAUUAAAGCGCAAAAGCUUUUGAUGCCAUCACUUUGUCCUCUCAAAAUCUGGAAGAAAAGUGGGCGAGACCUAGUUUUGAAAGACGAAUUGAUGACUCUAAAUGACCAAAGUGGUGCUAAAUUCUGCCUGUCACCAACUUUUGAAGAAAUGGUCACGUUUUUAGUCGCAAACAGUAAUGUUUUAUCAUCUCAAUUACCGAUUGCUCUGUACCAAAUUGGACCUAAGUUUCGAGACGAACCUCGACCCAAACAUGGCCUGCUGCGUUGUCGCGAGUUCACAAUGAAAGACAUGUACAGCUUUCACGGAGACAAAAAUAAUUGUUUGAAUUUCUACAACGAAACGCGAGAGUGUUACAAGUCGUUCUUUGACGCGAUUGGUCUGAAGGUUGGCCAAGCAGUAGUGGAAGUGGAGGCUCCCUCGGGGGCUAUGGGCGGGAGUGUGUCUCAUGAGUUCCAUGUAUUGGCCGAUAUUGGCGAAGACACACUGAAUAAAUGUUCCAAAUGUGACUCUUUCUACCAUCCCGAAGUACACCGUAAAUGUCCAAACUGCACAUCCUCCGACAGCACACAACACAGUGCCAUUGAAGUUGGUCACACGUUUAUUCUGGGACAGAAGUACUCACAAGUUUUCAACUGCAUCGUGAAAGACCCAAAAAAGAACAAAAAUAUCAUCACACCUGAAAUGGGCUGCUACGGUUUAGGAUUAAGCAGAAUACUUGCAGCUUAUAUUGAACAAUUUUUUGACAAAAUGGAAACGAGAGACGAAAUAAACUUUCUGUGGAACAAAGAAUUGAGUCCGUACAACCUGUCUCUUGUUUUGCCAAAGACGGGUAACAAAGAACAGCUCAAAGCCGAAGAAAUGUUAUCUUUUUUGACAAAUUUUGGUGAAAGUGAAUUGAACGAGUUAAUCAUAGACGAUAGAGAGGAAAUCUUCAUUGGCAAAAAACUAACUGAUGCCAAGUUCAUGGGAUCUCCAUUUAUCAUUGUGCUAGGGAGACUUUUGAGUGACGCUCAACCUGCUUUCGAACUUAUCAAUAGAGCCACUGGAACAACUCAAAUUAUUGAUGAAUCUGAUUUUCUGUCUACUUUAAAGAACCUAAUCUAAAUUAAAGCCAAUCUUUAUAAACUCAAUCAUACUUUUCCUUUACAGUUGAGAAGCCGGAAUUUUAAUGGAAGAUGGUACUAUUGACUACUUGUGAUCUUCA